This is a messenger RNA of Pelobates fuscus (common spadefoot toad), 4104 nucleotides long. RefSeq names its product synaptonemal complex protein 2 (gene SYCP2). Lineage: Eukaryota; Metazoa; Chordata; Amphibia; Anura; Pelobatidae. The record is from RefSeq and is a predicted model, not a curated record. The transcript is spliced from 37 exons. Gene Ontology annotation, biological process: male meiotic nuclear division; mitotic G1 phase; female meiotic nuclear division. The coding region runs from base 11 to 3919 and encodes 1302 amino acids. Gene Ontology annotation, cellular component: lateral element; condensed chromosome, centromeric region.
GCUGAAUUUAAUGUUGGACGCAAUGCCUCGGGAUGUCAGGAAGAACAUUCUUUGUUCAGAAGAGGUUCUUUCCAUCAUGCCAUCUAUGGGAAGGAGCAUUAUUGAUGCUGGAGAUUAUGAUUUACAAGUGGCGAUUACAGAAGCAUUAUGCAGAAUGACAUCAGAAAAACAAAGAGGAGACCUGGCCAGCCAAUGGUUCCCCAUGGAGUUUGUGACAGAUGCAUUUAAAGCGAUCAAGGACCCUGAGUUUGAGACGGACUGUAGAAAAUUCCUUAAUCUGGUGAAUGGCAUGCUUGGUGACAAAAGAAGGGUUUUCACCUACCCGUGUCUUUCUGCAUACCUGGACGAUCACAAGCUCCAAGCCCCAUCUGAUGAGAAAUUAGAAGAAUUUUGGAUUGAUUUCAAUGUCAGUACAGAGAGCAUGUCCUUCUAUAUUUCAGCUGAUGAUGAUGAGGAUCAUCGAUGGGAGACUGUCUGUGUGACUGAAAAUGAAGUCAGCAUGUAUAGCAUACAAGCAGAAAUAGAGAACAAGUUGCUAUUAGCCAUACAUCUUAAUACUCCUGCAACAGUUGGCAAAGCAAAUGGCUCUCAGAUACGGAUAUAUUUUGACUCUUUACUGGAUAUUCAAGAUGCUGUCAUGAAGAUCUUUGGUUCUACUAAAUUGAAGGGAUUUACCAAGAAGAAUUGCAGCUCAGUUGCAAAGACUGCUGUACGUAUUAUCUUUGAGGAAAGUGGAUCUCAGAUUGUGAUUCCUGAGAGCCAGGACUCAUCCUUAUCUUUGAAGUGUAAAGAAGUGAGCGAUGGGGCGGAAACCAGACUAAAAAAUCCAUGUCUGUUGACCGCAAGCGUCAUUCGACAUAAUGAAGAUCUAGUUACUCCCAUUAAAAAGAAAGUUUCGGAAGCAAGAAUGAUCAUCCCUGUUUUGGGGGUUUACAAACUAAAAAACCCACCAACAGCAGCUAACACACCAUUACAGCAUAAAGGGAGAGUAAAACCACGUUUAGAAAUGAUCAGCUCUGCAGAGAGAAACACUGGAUCCACAUCUUCAACAUAUAAAAAAGUUAGCCAGCCAAUCACCACAAUAGAAAAUGUUUCGUUUCAGAAGAUGAAACUUGGUAAUGAUUUUGAAAUGAUGAAAAUGGAUGAAUCAUUAAGAAGUCCCGAAGAGAAAGCUGAGAUUGUGCUGGGCACUCAGCCUGUAAACAGGAUGGAACCAACCGUAUUGCCCAGUGUCUCAGGGAGCUGUUUGACUGAACAGAAACAUGACUUGGGCAGGAAGAAGCCUAGAUGUGAGAAGGCCAAAUUCAGUGUAUCUGAAGAACUUGUUUGCAAUCAAGGCAUAGGUGUAGGCAGCAGUGUGGUCAAACAGCACUCCUCCAGUUCAGUGUCUGAGAGAAGGCAAUUUCUGAAGCAGCCAGUAAAAGCCACUCAGAAGUUACAUCUCAAGGCUGAAGGUCAUAAAUGUCCAAACCUAAAUCCCAGCUCAGACUGUGUUUCCUAUAAUGUAGAAAGAAGUGCUGAAAUAAAGAAGUAUGGAAACGAGCAGUCCUUACAGCCUGAAACAUCAGUAAAAAACAGCAACUGUAGCAGAACCAAUGGACUAUCCAGGAUUGAUGCCCAAAAUGCCAGUUUAUUGAAAAGUAUCGGAAAGGACAGCGACAAAAAGGAGGCAUCGCAGCUGCAUGGAUCAAAGCAGUCAGGACUUCCUCCAGUCUCAGUGAAGGAUGCUGAAAAAGAAAAGGAUAAGAACGAAAAGGUAGCUCUGUCACUGAUCCACAGGAUUGGGAGCAAAUACUCUAGGGCAGUUACACUGAAAAAGCCUGUCCAAAUGGCAUCGGCAAGAAACUGCACAAAUAAGUAUACACUCAAAGAAAACCAGGAUAAACACAAAAGUAGAAGCCCCAGUCUACCAAAACCAAAGCAAUUCAAUGUAUCUGCAGAAAAGAACAAGAACGACAUUUAUAGGUUCAGCGGAACUGAUGAUCCAGUCAUAAACCUUGGGGCUUCCUUUAAUAUUUUUUCCAAGGAAACCAACACAACAUUGAUAAAUACAAAGAAAAAUGGGGAAAGUAAAGAGAGAGACCAAACAGACAGCAAGAAAAAGUGUAAAAGUUACCAACGGAAGCAUCUGUUCAGUGACACUGAUACAGAAAGAGGGGCUGACGAGAGUAAAACUGAUAUUAGUUGGAUAAAGAAUCCAAAUACCAAAAAUAAGCCCAGGAUUGUGGGGUAUAGCAGGCAGAAACAGGGGAAGAGGACAGAGGACACAUCUCCGUAUAGACCACAAGAUACUUCCAAAAAUAACGAUGGGAAAAAAGCAAAUAAGGAAGCUCGGGAACGAUUUGCAAACAGGAAGACUGUGAACUCUGACAUUGAAAAGCCACAGAACAAACGUCCCCGCAGAGCCGCCCUAAAAAAGAAAAUCUACAAAGACCUUUCCAACUCAGAACCAGAAUCUGAGGAGGACACCAGACUGUGUUCUGCAAGCAGAGAACACACCAAGCCUCACCUAGCUGCAGAUCUACCAAGGAGGCCUGGAAAUACUCAUUCAGCAGAAUCCCAAAUAAGGCAUCCUAGGACCGAGACCAAAUCCAUAAAUUCAAGACUAGAGGCAUCACCAUGCCAGCAGCCAGGACCAGAGAUGGUCACUUUAUCUCCAAGUCCUCCUUCAAUUGAAAAAAAUAGAUCUGAUGGCAAUGUGUCAAAUAAUGAAUUAAAAGGAAUACAUCAAGCCAUUGCAAGAUCAUCUUCUCCAUCUCUGUGUGCAUCUUCCCCUGAGAAAGAAACAUCCGUACUUUCAAGGCCCAUUUCCACCAAAAUAUUUUACAAUCAGCAAGCAAAGAACAGAGACAACCUGUUCAGUCCAACCAAGAAAGCGAAGUCUAAUGAUACUGUGAACGAAUCCUGCUCCCCAGCUUCCAGCAUUGUGUCUCUGGCCAUGUCAGGCAGUGAAACCUGGGGUCAAUCUGCAGUGCGAGAUUUUAAUAAAAAGAGAACAGAGGAAGGAAACAGUGAGCAUGUGGUGAGCGCCUCUCCACAAUGCUGUGACAAAGGGAGGCCUAGACCAGACCGGAGCAAGCAGGGCAGAAUAGAGGCCUGCAGCCCUAUAUCAAGUCACACUGAGAGUAGCAGGAUACCAUCGAGCUGUGAAAUACCUAACGCCUCGGUGCACAAGUUAGGCCCCUCAGACGCCAACCUAAAACGCAAACAUGAUGGUAACCGUGUCAGUCCCAAAGGAAGUACAGAUCAAAUAAAACGCAGGAAGGCAAAGCUGGUCCCACGGAAACUCUUUUCCUCCACGGCAAAAGACAGUUUCUCUUGCAAAGUUUCAGAGAGUUUGUCCACUGUGUCAGGAAACGAGCUGUCCACAACAAAAGCACAGACGAGGGAUGGCAGCAGUUUGGGUGUUAAUGUAAUGUGUCAACAAAUCAGCAAAGAGUUCAGCAGAAAAAUUGAGAAUCGUUCUAAAAAGAUGGAAUGCUUCACAAAACAAUCGUUAAAAUCAGCACAGAAACAUCUCACCUCUGUGAGCAUUCAAGUACAGGAAUGCAGAAUAAAACGGCUGGAUGUUUUCCAAGGAACAAUCUUGGAAGAGAUUGAGAACUUUGAAAAGGAUUCACUGGCUCUAAAAAAUAUGGAGAACGAGUUCACAACCUUUUGGACAAAACAGAUGCAAAUGUUUAGCAUGUAUAGGAAAAACGAACUAAAACGUAUUCAAAACCUUCAGUCCUCACUUGAAAAGAAUGUACAUCAGAGUAUCAACUAUGAAGAAAAGAUUUUCAACUCUGAAAUGACUUUAAUGAAAGAUCGUAUGAAGAGUGUGCAGGAAAAUCUUCUCAAAGAGAUGCAAGAAGAGGAACUGCUCAGCGUUCGAAGAGGACUUCAAUCUCUCUUUAUGGCGGGAGCAAGGACCUUAUAACUAAAACCAACAGGAAGGUGAUUUCUGACAUCUUUGUGGAUUGAUCUUUGUAUUUAGCUUUUCAUGUUGACAUAUUGUUCUAUUAUAUAUUGUAUCACAUUUCAUAUGGAAGGAGUUGCUCAUUUAUGUGUUUCUUUAAUGGUUAUUUGGUGUGUUUUUAAACUAUUUCACUCCUAAUUUUACUA